Messenger RNA from Anneissia japonica, 5077 nucleotides. RefSeq names its product ubiquitin thioesterase Zranb1-like. Gene Ontology annotation, molecular function: cysteine-type deubiquitinase activity; K63-linked polyubiquitin modification-dependent protein binding. The coding region runs from base 323 to 2260 and encodes 645 amino acids. The transcript has 7 exons. Gene Ontology annotation, cellular component: nucleus; cytoplasm. The record is from RefSeq and is a predicted model, not a curated record. NCBI's taxonomy places the organism in Eukaryota, Metazoa, Echinodermata, Crinoidea, Comatulida, Comatulidae. Gene Ontology annotation, biological process: cell migration; protein deubiquitination involved in ubiquitin-dependent protein catabolic process; protein K29-linked deubiquitination.
CAGUGAUCAUCAAAACAAAAAUGGCUGAAAAAAAUUGAAGUAGGCUUUAGCCUUUCAAAACCAAGAGUAUCCAUUGUUGUUUAGUGACAUAAGAAAACUGGUUGUUUUCGUAAUUGAUUUAAAGGGAUUAAUGAUGGUGGUAUAGCAUUUCGAGGGCCUUUUUCGUGUUUUGGAAGUCGUAAAGCUGCAAAAUCGGCUGGCAUUUGCUAGCCCAGCAGACGGGCUGAACAGCCAUUUAACUUAUCAAGGGAUAGGCAUAGGGCCUAGCCUAGCCUAGGCUUCGUGUCUUGGAUGGAGUAAAGUUUUCAACCAGCUGAAGAAAAUGUCUGGAAAUGGUGGUAAAUGGACUUGUGAAUAUUGUACCUACAUGAACUGGCUUAGUUCUAUGCAUUGUACCUUGUGCCAUGCACUUCGACCAGUCCAGUGGAUUACACCCACAACUCAAGCAUCUUUGGUUUCUAUGUCUCAACAAGAGACGAGCAGCCUACCUCGUUCACUCGCUCAGUGGCCUUGCAGGGCUUGCACAUUUCUUAACCGGCCACAUUUGACAAAAUGCACAACAUGUUACACGCCCAGAGGCUCACUAGCUUCUGUUGUCGACAAAAACAAUCGUGCCAUUUCCAGAUCUACCAUCAACAGGGUCACGGAAACAUGCCAACCCUCAAAUAAUGAACGAAACAGAGCAAGUAGUCUGGCCACCAAGAAGUGGUCUUGCCAUGCAUGCACAUAUGAAAACUGGCCUAAGGCAAAAAUGUGCAUUCUGUGUCACCAUCCUCGCCCGAGGUUACCUGUCGAGACCAAAGUCAGUGCCCUUUCUGUUUCACGUGGUUCUCCACCAGAUUCCCCUCCGAGAAGCCCUGAUGGCAAUAUAGAGUUCCAACAAGUGGGGGCAGCAGCCGCAGCACCUCCGCCUAUGAGUAAUAUUGAACACGAAAAACGGGUCAAGCAAAUUCGUAGACGUUUGCGCAAGUCUGACUGGUUGUUCUUAAAUGCGUGUGUUGGUGUUGUAGACGGUGACACACAGCCAGUUGAAGCCUACCUCAGCUCAGGCGGGGAUCCUACCCGCCAGCUCACUCAUGAUGAAACUCUGUUUUUGAAUAGGCCUAGUGCAUUUGAUGCUGGCCUAACGUUAGUUCACCUUGCCAUACGAUUUCAAAGGGAAGAUCUUUUAGCUGUACUUCUUACAACAGAUGUUUCGAGUCAUGUUGUCAAACGCCCACCAUCUCAAGUGUGCCCAGAUUUAGCAGCUUGUAUACGCAAAGAAAUUGCUUCAAAUUUGCGGCAACGAAAAGGGGAUUUCCCUUGCUACUUUGCAACAGACAUUGUAACAUUCACCCUCCCUGGAGAAAUUGAAGAAUUGCCAGUUUCAACUAGGAAUCAGUUAAUGGAUGAACUUCUUGAUGGUGAUGUACAAAAAGAGUUGGAACAAGAGUCAACAAUCAUAAAUUGGAGUCUGGAAAUCACAGAUAGAUUAGGGAGUCGUCUGUAUGCUCUCUGGAACCGUACUGCUGGUGAUUGUCUGUUAGACUCAGCUCUGCAGGCAACAUGGGGAGUGUUCGAUGCUGACUGCGUCUUGCGGAGAGCACUAGGAGAGAGUUUGCGAGACUGUUCAAUGAAGUUUUAUGCCCGUUGGAAGGAGUAUGAGUCGAUGCAGGUAGAGAGCAUGCACUUUUCCCUUGACGAGGAUCAAUGGUUACAUGAUUGGGCUUUGAUGCUGAGCCGCGCCGGUCAACCUGGGGCGGCAUUAGAACAGACCCACAUCUUCGUUCUUGCUCACAUCUUGCGUAGGCCGAUUAUUGUUUAUGGUGUAAAAUUCAUUAAGAGCUUCCGAGGUGAAAAUUUAGGUUUUGCAAGAUUUCAAGGUGUAUACCUACCUCUGCUAUGGGAGCCUAGUUUCUGCUCGAAGAACCCUAUAGCACUUGCUUACACACGUGGACAUUUCUCAGCCCUUGUUGCAAUGGAAAUAGAGAAUGACGAUAACAUAGGUGCUGGAGCUAACAUUGAUGCUGAUGAUGAUGCAUGGACAGUCUGUCUACCGUUGACUGAUAGUGAAGGCAAAAUUCUACCUGUUCACUUCAUAUCAUCUCUGCAAGUUGGAACAGAAGAGAAACUUCUUCGUGAUUGGCUUGAUUGUCGUAUGACCUGCGGUGGAAGCCUUGUUGCGCAACAGACCCAACCACGCCGUCUCCCUGUCAUCAUUGGCCAAAUGAUUGAGGAAUGGUUACAGAAGUACCGGCAUGCUAGCCCACACUGUAACUGACAACCGAUCAACCAAGUACUUUUGUGGCGAUCAAACAUAAACACAGGCAAAAGACAACAUUUUGUAAUAGUACUGUAAGGGGCUGGUUGUACUGAUUAGAGAAUUUUCAAAUUAAUAAUGCUUUCAAGAGGAAAAAAGAAGCUACACUAUAAGUUUUAUAAAAAAAAAAUAUAGAUAAUAUGUAGCAAAAUUUUGAAGUUCGACUUUGUAUAUUACCCCUUUCAUCCUACCAAGUUCAAAAAUAUAUUCUUUCACAUUUCACACACACAGAUUUUUAAGAUUGAAAUGUUUGCACUAUAUAACACCUGUAUUCGAGCUCGAAGUAGGAUUUAGAAAUGUUGUCAUUUAAUAUUCAUAAAACUUUUUUAUAGGAAAAUGUGCAUCCUCACUGAAUUGCUAAAAAAAAAAAUGUCAAAAUUUUGCAUGCAUUUCUAAUAUCGCUGACAAAAUAUUUUAAAUAAGCAAACAACAUAUUUGGGGCUUGCCAUGCCGAAACUGGCAUCAGCGACAAAAACAUGAAAAUUGGCUUUUUAAUAUAUUCAUAUUAAGCUUUAAAAUUAUGGGCUAUUUACUGCAAUCUAUGUACUAUUGCCGAAGUUAAGAGUAAAAGUAUUACGGCUUCUCUGAACUAAAGUAUAUAAUAUAUUGCCACAGUUUUAUGCUAAUUACUCCUAGUUUAACAAUUAGUGACAGUACGCUUGUUGUGGAUGGCAAGCCUCAUUUGUUUACCUCAAUCUUUAGAGUACAAACGCUAGCAUUGUGUGCUUUUAAUCACCUGAGAGACAACCAACUCAACAUAUAUUUCAACAAAAUUCAACAAGGAUGGUAUAUUUUAAUACCAAAUUUAAUCUGAGCAAUUAAAUCUCACAAAGCUAAUGUUUGUAGACAGCAGUCCAUUAGUAAUUCGACAGUGGAAAGUUAAUUUUUUUUGGUGAGAAUUGGUGUGGACUUUAUCAACUAAUGUUAACUGUUUGCUUACAGCCCGUUUUAUAUCACAUGGACGUACGGUUUUUACAGUACAUUAGUCCAGUGUUCCAGUCUUAGAAGAACUCAUUGAAUAUUUGAAGAAUGAAGUAUCACCUCAUAACAACUGGUUUUUUGCUGAUCAUCAUUAUAAUUGUCGCACAUUAAAUGCAAAGUCUCAUGCAAGGUCAUUGGAAAUCUAAGAAUAAUUUUUUUAAUUCGAUGUUCCAAUCCUCAUAUAUUAUUAUUCUACAAAGGAGGCCAUAUUUUUUGCUAGGGUGUAAUCCCAGAACCCUUAAGUCAUAGCUUCACCCUUGCGGUGUGUCUGGAGCAAUUUAUUCAAGUGUGCAAUCAAUUAACCUAUAAAUUCUAUCCCAUUAAUCAUGGUUUGCAUUUAAGGAUAAAGUUUUUUUGUACUUCUAGCUGAUAAUUAAUGAGUUCAUGCCCACUUGAACACACAAUUAGGAGUUAGGCUAACCUGCAUCGCUGUGGUAUUUAAAAAAUUGAAAAUAUGAUUUAAAUGUAACGGUGAAGUGAAAUAGCAGUGUGUUUAAGUAAAAAUAUUUAGUGUGUGUCUCCACAAAAUGCUGCUAAUCAUGUAAACAUCCAGAUUUUUAAAUCUUUUAAUUGGCUGUUGUGGGUUGUGAUAGUCCCACAGAGUAAUACCUUGCUAUUACCAACUAUUAUAGACACUAAUAAUUAUUUUGAACUCAACACAUUUAUGUUUUGAAAAUGUGCACCAAAAUCAUUGAACAGGUAAUUAAAUGAAGCUUUAUUUUUCAACUAUAUCUCAAUCAGUUUUUGGUGACGCUUAUAUAAUCAGAACUAAACAACAUUACUCAUUACUGUCGCUUCAUAUUGGUAUUAUAUGGUUCUUGUGCUUUGAUUUGGUACUCACAAACACAAGCCUUUAUAUCUUUUCCAAAAGCAUUUUUGAUGUCCGCAGUAUAUUAAUCGGACUGUUUUCAUUCGCAUAUGUAUUAUUUUUUAUUCACAUUAUUAUUAGGCCUAUUAUUAUUAAAUUUUUUUAUUACUUUUAUUUUUAAAUAUUAUUAUUAAUACUUUUAUCAUUUUAUUACGAAUAAUAUUGUUAUUAUUAUAGCUAUUGUUAUUCUUGCACAAUGAAUGCAGUGAUUGCAUAAUGCGUGAAUGCAUAAUUGAAUGCUUAUAGUGUGGUGAAUGCAUAUUGCGUCAUAAAUGCACAUUACUAAAAUUAAAAUUGUGUACAGUGAAUGCAUUAUUGAGCCACAAAUUCAUAUUGUGCCAAUAAAUUACGCGGUAAAUGCCUAUUGCACCAUAAAUACAUAGACACCGUGAAUACAUAUUGUGCCAUGAUUCCAAGUGUUAGUGGUUAUGUUGCAUAGUUUUGUAUUUUUAAUCAAAUUAUUUGUUUCUUUUGGAUAAUUAUCUGAUAAGAGUGGAAGCCAGUAAUUCGUAUUGAGAUGCUGUGUGAUUGAAUGCUGACUUUUGUCCGUAUUUUCAAAAUGUCGUGUUUUGUAGAGAUUGUUUUUUAUGUGUAGCGAUAAAAACCAAUAUUUGUGUCAAUGGGCUUAUAAAUGAAGAUUUCUAUCAAAAUGUUUAUGACUUAUAAAUAUAUGAAUAUUUUAAGACCCAUUUACUAGUAGUAUUUUUUACAAGAUGAGAGCGAUAAUUUUGCAUGUAUAAUGUACGUAUAUGAGAGGAGAGAGGUUUAAUUUGGGUGCAUACUAUAUCAUCACAGUAUGCAUCAUUGCAUAUACUGUAUACUUUGAAAUAAUGGUUCAAAGUCAAGCGUUUAUUAAUCCUUCAGUGGAAGGGAACUAUGAGCUCGCAUUAAAAUUUAAAAAAGUAAUACAGAUACAACUCAAUAAAAAA